Messenger RNA from Lathyrus oleraceus (garden pea), 1119 nucleotides. Its product is annotated as RPM1 interacting protein 13. Lineage: Eukaryota; Viridiplantae; Streptophyta; Magnoliopsida; Fabales; Fabaceae. The transcript is spliced from 3 exons. The coding region runs from base 105 to 749 and encodes 214 amino acids. The record is from RefSeq and is a predicted model, not a curated record.
AGUGUCGUUUCCUCUGGGCUUUCAAACUUUCAAACAUUUUUCAUUCUUGGGCCAAAUAAAAAACUUACAGUAUUCAAAAUCACCAACACUCUCGCGUCGAAACGAUGCCGUAUUGUUCAGGGAACACGAAAGGUUUCGCAAUCGCAAUCUCAUUCCAAAACUGGAAUUCAAUUUUUGCUUUAGUUCCGUUGUUGAUUAUUUCACUUUCUUGGUUCAAAUCAGAGAAGAAGAACAAAACCAUGGCAGAAGAGAAAGAGUGUAGCAAAAGUUCCAACCUUUCUUCACCCAUGGCGGAAACCCCAAUCAGACCCGUCGUUUGUCUCAAAAGGAAAGAAGAUGUCAAACUUUAUGAGGAAACCGAGGAAUGCUUCAUCUUGGAUUUCGACCCAUUUGAAUCCCUUGACUUCUCAAAGCUUUCACUGGGGAACAAGAAUAACACUAACGAUGAUGAUACCUCUGAUAUCUCCAUUGUUGCUGAAAAGGGUCAGGUGGCUUGUAGAGAUUAUCCGCAUGCUAGACAUCACUGUGUUAAAUUUCCCUUUACUACUACACCUCAUGAGAGUUCUUGUGAAAAUUGUUACUGCUAUGUAUGUGAUUCAGUUGCUCCAUGUAAGUACUGGACGCGGAUCCGGACCCGGUCUUCAGAUAAAUCGGAUUCACAUUAUGAUGCUCCACAUUGUGAUGCUAAUAGCGAUUGGGAGGAGGAGAGGAAUGAGUAUAAACGUUUAACUGACAAAGAGGCUGACUAAGUAUACUUUCAUAUGUUUGAUGUUGCUGCUGCUAAUCCGGUUGCGUGGACGGAAAUGAGAGACAAGAAGCCAACUUCGAAUUUUGAUUUUGGGGUAAACUCCAGAACUAUUUCUGUCUGUAGGGAUGGUAUGGAAUGUGUCAUGAUAACUAGCAUUUUGAGUGAUGAUCUAUGGCCAUGUGAAAGCAGCAUGUAUAUAUGAGUAUAGUUUUGUUUGAGGCCUUUUAACUUAACUUUUCUUUUCUUAAAUUUGUCUCUUAGAUUUUAAAAACUUAACACUCUUAUCUUUUAUACAUUGUCAUUUAAGUGAGUGGAUUGAUGUGUUAUCAUACAUGGAGGAUGAAUUUCCUAUUUGUAGUGUUUGACUCGUA